CCAAGCCAAGGGAGGAUCGUCGAUCGAAGCGCAACGAAAUUAGUGAUUAGGUUUACUUCCGACGAGUCUGUUUACGUGAUUCAUACCGGAAGCACUUUUCGUGGUUCCAGUCCACUUCAACCCAACACUCGUAUACAUCGCUGCAAGCCGCAGCAAGAUCCAGCAAUAUUAGCUGAGCAACAUCGCGAAAGACCGCAAACCACAAGCUUACCGCAAUUCCCGCUAGUACCUCUGAAACCAAACCGUAUCCCAAUCUCAAGGAUGUCAGCCGACAUGGACGCUCGAACUCGGUCGGCGUUGAUCAAACAGGCCGAAAGCCUCGUCAAGCAGCAUAUGCAGGCUUACGAUCCUAGCCACGAUUGGUUUCACGUGGACAGGGUACGAAAUACGGCUCUGCGUCUAAGCCGGGAUCUGCAAGCGAGCGGCCAUAUGAUCGACGACCUGCUCGUUGAACUGGUGGCUCUCUUUCACGACAUGGCAGAUGCCAAAUACACAAACGCAUCCUCCCUCUCGGAGACCCUUUCUCCAUUUCUCUCCUCUCCCUUGACGACAAAACAUCUAACGACAAGUCAGGCAAAUGACAUCCUCCAUCUUAUCCCUUACAUCUCUUGGUCGACCGAAAAGAAGCUCCGUCAAUCAGGCGAAUGGGACCGGAUAGAAGAGCAACUGAAGGGAGAGGGAAAAUGGGACGUACUGUGUUGCGUGCAAGAUGCGGAUAGGUUGGAUGCUAUCGGAGCCUUCGGGAUCCUCCGAGUAGCGGCCUACUCAUCAGCUGUCAACAGACCCCUGCACGUCCCUGCAUCGAAACCGGACCGAGAGCGGGACCUAAACGCCGAAGAAGCCGCCGAACUAGAGACACUCCGGAAAGGUUCUUCUAUUCAGCAUUUUUACGACAAAUUGCUCUUGAUUAAAGAUCGACUUAAGACGGAUAUGGGCAAACGGGAGGGGGAGAAACGGCAUCAGACCAUGGUCGACUUCUUAGCAGCAAUCUCGGACGAAUCCGACGAUCGUCAUUGAAGGCUGAUUGUCAAAGGGUCCGAGGUUUAGGCUAUAUGGACUGUGUCCUGUCCUCGCUGAGGCCUCUCGUCAACUUGUAUCACGCAGCAUUCGCAUUUGAUUUGAUAGACUAAUGGGAUACAUUUCCUCGUAGCGUGUAUAUCAGAAACAGAUCGAGGUAUAA
Molecule: messenger RNA, 1180 nt
Organism: Filobasidium floriforme
Lineage: Eukaryota; Fungi; Basidiomycota; Tremellomycetes; Filobasidiales; Filobasidiaceae
Exons: 7
Coding region: 262-1017 (251 amino acids)
Source: RefSeq, a predicted model, not a curated record